UUGUCAUGUGCCAAUCACAGAGUUAAGUUUCACUUUUGUUUUCUGCUGCUGAAGAGUGAAACGUCUGGUCAUGUCUCUCCCAUUCGCUCACCUUUUUCCCGGUUUAUCCCCACCUGUGAUGCUGUGCGUUGAUGAAUACAAGACCACAGCUAAAUAAACCACCUGUAACUUGGAAGUCUGUGUCCGUGUUCUUUAACGGGGACGCACGCCUAUACCUUACCACUCUGGACCACUAUUCCAAGGAGUGCCCCACUCCGUUACAAAACAGUUAAUGUAUGCUGUGGCAAUGAUCACACACAUUUUAACCGGUGAGUGAUGGAGACGAGAGAGUUGACCGUGGUAGCUGGCAGCUUUGUGGGUUUCCAGGUUCUCUUCUCGGUGGCCAGCCCGCUGCUCUCCUACGCCAUCACACCAGGUUAUGGACGCCUGCCUUCCACUAAGCUCACAGAGUGGAACUCCAGGUUGGUGUCGACCGUGCACGCCUUGGUUGUGGGAUUAUUCUGUCUGUACAUCCUGCAAUAUGAUGAUGCUGUGAACGCCAACCCUGUCUGGGGUGACCCCAAUCUUGUGAAACUAAAUGUAGCCAUAACCUGUGGCUACCUACUUUAUGACCUUGUGCUGCUUGCAUGUAACUGGAGCACCUUGGGGGAUAGCUUUUUCGUCUGUCACCACUUGGCGGCGCUCUAUGCAUACGGAUAUGUGCUGACACGUGGUGUGCUUCCGUACUUUGCCAACUUUCGUCUCAUUUCAGAAUUGUCCACACCAUUUGUGAACCAAAGGUGGUUCUUUGAGGCAUUAAAGUACCCCCGCUCACACCGGCUGGUGGUGUUGAAUGGCGUCGCUAUGGCGGUGGUGUUCUUCCUGGUUCGCAUUGCUGUCAUGCCGUCUUACUGGUUCAGCGUGUUUGCCACCUUUGGGACCCAAGACUUUGAGCGGCUGGGCAUGGGAGCCCAGGUGGCUUGGAUCACCUCCUGCAUAGCCCUGGAUAUCUUAAACACUGUCUGGAUGUAUAAAAUCACCCGUGGGUGCUACAAAGUUCUGACUGGGCGUGGGAGAAAGAGCAAAGAAGGAGCAGAGGCAGUGUCUACCUCUGACAAGAAGCAUGUCAACAACCACACAGACUGAAGAGGUGCAAAGCAGAAGGACAUGUAGACACAGGUAAAAGCAGGGAAGGAGGCUGGACAUCCAGGAAUCACACAGCUCUCUUUCUUUUGCUGUAGCCUCAGCGUACCUCCCUCCACCCUCAAAUCUCAUAUUCAACCCUCCUUGAUCUCUGUGUCAGCGAGUGGACCAGGCUUAGAGUCUUUGGGUUUUGCGCCCAAAUAUAGGACAAGGACACCGCUCUUUGUCUCACUGAAGCACCAGCCUUUGCAGCCACUGACCGAUCAAGUAACCUAAUGGGUGUUAGCUUUCGGUUGCGGACGACAAGGUAGAUCUCACAAGCACACUUUUACCCUGUAUGUCACCGCCUCUCCUCCCUUCCACGAUUUUCUUGCUCAUCACCUCUUAUGCUCAACUUCAGCCAAAGCCCAACCCUCUGAAGUGCCUGUGAAAGACAGGGAGGCAAUAAUUGUGGAGGAACAGGAUCACAAAGUCUAUCAGAGCUCACCCCAUUCAGAAGACAACCACCCACCCGCUCACUAUUACCCUCCUCCCGAACCACCUGAGACUUCUUCUUCUCUUGUUAAUUGUCCGUCCGCACUCGAGGAGACGUGGCCGACAGAAAGAAGAACUUUCUCAUCAGACAGUGUUUGAGAAUCAAUAGGGCUCUUGUUUUAUCUCAUCAGACCUCACAAAAAGAGACAACAAAAACACCUAAAUGCCUCUUUGACAGUAUCACCUGCUGUGGCCUCCUUGUAACAAGUGGCGCCUGCCUAGAUCACCAGCCAUGCCCCUCCAACCUCCUUCAGAUUUGAAUUAGUUAUCAAAAACCAAGAGUAUGCAUGCAGGAGGAAGAGAGACACUCUCCAACAUCUUUAGGUUGUCACAAGACACUUUUGCCUUUUCAGUAUUCAUUGUGUUUGCAGCACUGUGCUGUAUUUCUUUCUUUCUUCUCAUUUUCUUUCACACAGCUUGACGUUUGAAGCAUCUGAAAAUAUGUCUAAUUUCUGUAACAUUCAUAGGUACCAUUGCCUCGCUGAGUUGAGCUCCACCAUCCAGCCCAUACCUCUAGUUUUGUUCUACCUCUCCCCAGACUCCCUCAAUCCAUUCAAGAGAUUUUUUUCUUUCUACUGUAAAGAUUUAUUGAGCCUUUAAAAUGUUAUCUCCUGUAUUAUCACUAAUUCCUCCCCCUCUCUUUUACCAUCUCCAGAGCUUAUGCCAGUGAAGGCAGCGAGUCAUUGCGGCAUCAUUUCUCUCACUGAACUGUGUUCAGUCAGAUCACAAUAAUCCUGCAGGCUUUAACGACUGAACCUAGCUCCUUUUUUCUUCACCAACUCUUACAAAUUAAUGUGGGAGUCGAGCAUUAAAAAGUCAACACUAAAAUGAUCUGCAUGAACACUUUCUGCUACCUUCCCCCAAGUUUCCACAUGCAUAGCAAAGUGUGCAAACUACACUGUAUUUGGUGCCCUUCUAAAACACCUCUUCCUUUUUGCAGAAUGACAGCAAUAGGAAUGCUAGCAAUAUGAAAUUUGUAAUCAAUAACUUAUUUGGAUGUACCAACAUGUGACAACAAUAGGGUGUCACUGUCAAAAGCAAUGCGGCAGUCUGCAUGUUUUAAUUUUCUUUAUGAACUGUACUAUCACAAAGAGCAUGUUAUGAUUGGCAUUCUUCUGUGAAUAGUCAAGAUAGAUGAAGAACAUCUAGAUAUUUAUUGCAUUAAUCUAAUGCUUAACCGGGGUCUGUCUUCCAAAGCAGUUUUUUUUUUCUUCUCAGAGCAUUCUGAGUGCAUGUAUUUUUAUUUCUCUCUCCUCUCUCUGCAUGUCUGUACAGUAUCUUUACAUACAGUACCUACGCAGAUGCCCCCUGCUGGAUAACUCGCUACACAUUACCAUAUUCUCAGUCUGCCAGUUGACAUUACACGGUUUCAAAAAUUCACAAUGUCGUCUGGUGAUGCAGUCCACUGUCAGCAGACACUUAUGAAUACAUCGCUAAUAUCUUGACAGACAGAGAUACAAGAUGAUGUUUCCGGUUUGGCUUUUGUCAAACAAAAAGAAAUACACAAAAAUGAACAUUUUUACGCCUGUUUAUGCUUCAAAGAGUACUCCACCAAUUUAGCAUUAUUAUCCUAUUGUCAGACAUUUCUUUUAAAGGAUUACGGUUAAUGUAGCAGAAUCAGACUUGUCAGCAAGGUUUCCAUCCAAGUAGUCCAAAACCUCUAUGUAAAUUUGAAGAGUUGGCACUUCAAAAUAUACAGCUAUAAGUGCUAAUUCUCUAUGCACUAGUUUUAGUUAAAUUAAAUAUUUUUUUCUACAUUAAGCUACGAUAGGCGACUUUGAAAAGCAGUCAUUUAAACAUGAAAAAAAGCUUCUUUUUUUUUAACACACACACACACAUUCACAAAGCUCCCCCUGGAGCUCACAAGGCUUGUCUAUGACAACAUUUUUUUACACAUGCAGUUAGCACUCUCCAAGAUGUUUCGUUGUCAUGUAAAUAUCGGUGGAGGUCUCUUUCCGGUCUUUGUAUCUGUAGUCUAUAGCUGGUUAUAAUAGUCAGAGAAUGUCUGGUGGUGUUUUCACUGUGGAACUCUAAAGCACACUCCCUGUGGAGCAAUAACUCAGCGAUCUCCUGUAUUUCUUUCUGUCACCACAGAGGAGGGGCUACAUAUCUUGUGCCUUUUACACAAAUAGUGGAUGUGAUGCAGCCAGAUUUUGGAUUAGCAUGAUCUUUGUAAUGUAAUAUCCAGUGAUUAUCUCCUGUAUUCUACAUGUAUACUCUGUAUAUAUUUUUGUAAUUUGCCUGCACAAUAAUUAAUCCGGCCAAGUAUUAUAAUCCAAAGCUGAUCCCUCUCGGGGAGCCUAUUUUGUGUUGAAUUCUGUGCCCUCCUGAAUAAAUACGAGGGUAUGUCUCCAUGAAUGUUGUGAUGGGAUAUCAAGUGGCAUUAAGAUAAGCUCACAGUGUCAAAGGUGAUCAGAAAAGAAAUCAAUCUUUACUUUUGACAUUAAUCGUUUGAAGACACAGGUAGUUGAUGGGAAGGCUAGCAUCUCAUUUAUCUGCCAACCCAAUUGCAAAGCUGUGAAUAGUUGCAGGAAAAACUUUCAUGUAGUUCAGUAACAACUCUAAAAUAAUAACACUUGGAAUGCACUGUGGGAGACCGGCCGAGCACUGAUGCUGAUACACUUGUUGUAGCAGCGUCCUUGUGCUUUUGGAAGAGUUUAUACAUUUUAGGAAUGAUAGUAUGUUGCCUAGUUGGAUUUGAGGAACUGAAGGAUUUUGUAUUUGUCAGGGUUUUCUACAGAAUAUAUUUCAAGACCUGAUUUUUGUGCAGAAUCUAGCACACUGCAGCUGUUUGAAAAUCAAAUCGACAGAAGGAAUUGAUGACUGAGAAGGCUGCUAUUGUAAGGCCAUGACCUGUGUUGAAUCAGGUUUGAACAACCACAUUGCCUUUGUCUUUAGGGAGGCCAAUGUUCAUUAUAAUAAUAUAUAAUGAAUAUAUUUUAAAUAUGUAUCACAUAGGUAUUUACAGGUGUAUAUUUAUCUGUAAUCACGUGUUAAAACCAGAUGUGCACUGGGCUAAUUACCUUCAGUUUUGACUGUGUUUGAUUUGGAUUGCAGGAUGCGUCUUCUUUCUUAGGUACAUUAGAACAAAGCUGCACCACAAUCUGGUACUCCAAGCAUGUACUGUGCCUGGUUUCUCAAGGUAACACGGGGUUCUUAGCCACCCAUUACGUCUACCCCAUUUUGUUCUUCUGAAAUACUUGAUUACAAGUUUAAUCCUAGUGCACAAUGAAAAAAUGGAUUGAACAUUUGUAUAAUGUUAGAAAAUUACUGGGAUAAUUGGAGACAAGCUUAUAAUCAAAUACCUUGCCAGUUUGUUUUUCUUUGAAUGACUUGCUAUUUUUGGCCUAUGUUCAUCUCUACUUUGUCUACUUUUAUUUGUCUUUUAAUGCAAUGCAAUUUCUUGUUCUGAUCUAUCUUUGUUUCUCAGAGAUUUUAAUGUGAAACAGCCUACACACAGGCUUUGGAGUCCUAGUCUGAGCAUUACCUUGUGACUUGGAUUGUUGUUGUCAACAGUGACCACUACUAAUGAUCAUGUAACUGUAGUGCAGGAAGCUGAGACUUACUUGAAAGUGUUGCUCUUCAAUAAAAGUUGAAGACAAGAGAAA
Molecule: messenger RNA, 5264 nt
Organism: Notolabrus celidotus (New Zealand spotty)
Lineage: Eukaryota; Metazoa; Chordata; Actinopteri; Labriformes; Labridae
Gene: tlcd4b
Product: TLC domain containing 4b
Biological process (GO): lipid homeostasis
Cellular component (GO): endoplasmic reticulum; membrane
Source: RefSeq, a predicted model, not a curated record